Exophiala spinifera is the source of this 2805-nucleotide messenger RNA. RefSeq lists its product as uncharacterized. The record is from RefSeq and is a predicted model, not a curated record. The coding region runs from base 1 to 2805 and encodes 934 amino acids. NCBI's taxonomy places the organism in Eukaryota, Fungi, Ascomycota, Eurotiomycetes, Chaetothyriales, Herpotrichiellaceae. The transcript has a single exon.
AUGCCUGUGCCUUUGCAUAUUCCGGCAACCGCCUCAGUGUGGGCACUCAGCGAUACGGCGGACAAGACAGUCACGAUGACGAGGGGACUGCUGGAGGCUAUGACCAGCGACGACAUAAGUCCAGCUGCUCUGCUGACUUGCGGCUCUUUUGGAUCGCUUCUGCCAGUCUCUCCCGAGACUCGACUCAAAGUCGAGCAAUUGGCCAGGCGCAACCACACAUGUCAUGCUCUGAACUUUAUCAAAGCCCAGAUUGGCUACAAGAAGGACGACUCGGUGGAGCAGCUAUCGCGUUCGGAUUCCGGUAUACGCUUUCUUUGCCUCGUCGCGACCCUUUGCACACUCGACCAUUAUGACGCAGCAGAUCGCCUCGAUUCACUGCUGGAAGCAACACAACGAGGAUUUCAGAUCAGACCGACGAUUAAACAACUACAAAUCAUGUUAAACUCCAUGAGGACGAAGAUGAUUCUGUCGGAUUUUGCCACGAGCGUUGCCGGGUUUGAGACGAUGCUACGGGCAUCACUUGAGGGACAAGGGCCCCUCUAUUACAUUGGCAUUGCGCAGAUACCGACCAAAGAGUCGCUCCAAGAGCUCGUAAUCGCGAUGAAUCAAUUGGGUCGCAUAGCCGACGAAGACUCAAUUGAGACCAUCGACGUGAGAUUGAACUCAUGCUAUGCACCCUGGACCUGCGCUUUCAUCAAGUGGCUGCUGGGGGCUCCACCGCUGGUUAGGACCGCACAGGGCAGGACUCUGUUGCGACAGGAACAAGCGUCCGUCACUCUGACCAUUCUAUCACGGUUACCAGGUUCGAAUCCGCACAAGAGCACAGGAGAUGGCAAAUCAAGGAUUGAAGUUGUACCUGUUCAGAAACUACGCUGCCUCAGAGACAUAAUCUUCCUCGAGCCUACCAGUGAACCGAGGUACGCAUGGCAAGGGCUCGUCUCCGCCCAGGAUUGGGUUGAUUAUCAAUUUUCUAUCCUCUAUGAUAAGUUCCCUCGACUGCGUAAGCAGGGUAAGCUCCGGAAAGCACUGGGUCAGGCUCUUUAUUUCAUUGUCGCCAAAGUUCCGGGGCGUUUAGUUCUCUGUCACGACUUUGACGAUUUCAAGCACGGCAUAUCGUACUAUGAUGGCUACGUCGAGGACUUGUUUCACCCGACUGCCCCGAAAGCCUUCUUGAAUUCUGAAGUCAGGGUUCGGAUCACCAAUGAGCUUGUCAAGGGCCACAUCACUUUGGUUCAAGAUAACAAUGACGAAUCUGGAGCAUUACUUCCGAUAAAUCUAGCCCAGACGUUGGAAGCUGGCUGUCGAAAAUGCCAGAAUCCCAUAAAUGGUAUUAUUAUUCAGCAUCCGCCUUGCGCAGUUUACGACCUGCUGGAGUGGGUUGGAGAAGUAGGGUCCACGUUACUGACUCUCACACUGUUUGGCCCUCACCGAGAGGCAUUCCCAAUGCUAAAGGCAGGACAGAUGAUGAACUCUGCGAGUACGACUUUUCACCAUCGCAUAUUCCAACCGGGGAGGAAGCAGGCGAUUUGGAGUGCAUCGUUUUCCGAACUCAUAAUGAAUGGUUGGCAAGCCCUGAUGCAUGGGCGGUGUGCAUAUCUCUCAUGUCCGCCGAUGGCCAUUUUUCAGCAUGCGGCCAAAAUGAUGGGUCACCAGAAUGUAUCGGAUUCGACAGUAAUCUCCUCAUUAUGGGGUCAGGUGCUUUUCCCUGUUUUUUUCGAAGCACCCGAAUUUCUCAGUGAGGGAUUCCUUCAGAUGAGUGCAUUUCCCGGAAAGCUCCGCAGAGGCGACAUGCAGUUCGAUUUUCUGUUGGAUUCUUGGAGCAACAGGAUUAGUACCGAGGGACCGAGUGGUGCUGAGACCAUGAUAGUCGAUUUCGACCUGGACCUAGAGGGACAAAGUCACGAGCACGUCGGCAGAAGAAGGGGCUGUAACAGGGGCGGUGAUGAUGAUGAUGAUGAUGAUGAUGAUGAGCAGAUGAUGGACGAAGCUGGCCUCGACCCCCUCGAGCGGGAGGAAGAGGUGGAGGACGGCGACGAGAUUAGUACUGAGGGACCAAGUGACGCUGAGACCAAGGUAGUCGAUCUCGACCUGGACCUGGAUGGACAAGGUCACAAUCACGUCAAUAGAAGUAGGGGCGGCAGCACAGGAGGUGAUGGAGCUGAUGAGCAGAUGGUGGACGAGGUUGGUCUUGACACUCCUGACGAUGACGAUGAGUUUGAAGAUGAUGAUGACGAUGACGACUACGACGACAAGAGAGACUCUGCGGACAACGGGACUGAGAACCACCGCCGAGAUUAUGCGCCGCCGUCCACAACUGAUGUCAAUUCUGGUUGCACUGCAGGGAGACCGCCGGUGGGGAUGGUGCCAGCCUCUUUUGCGGGAGCCAGGAGACGACGCCUCGUCAUGUCAGCCGAGGUUAUGAAGUGGACCAUCUCAAUCCGAGACGCGAUGCUGCAUGGCGAGCUGCGGCUUCAGGAGGACGACGACGAUGGGGAGAUGAUGAUUGCCUGGUCACUCGUCGGGUCGUUGGCCCGAGCUCGUCUGUCCCCUAUCUGUACGCACCCAUACAAUAACCCAGCAGGCCCUCUAGCCGCCUCGUUCGAGCUGGUGCGUGACAUCGACCGGCUUCACGGCCAUGGUUGGCGGCGACGUUCGCUGAUUGUGGUCGGCCAGUCCUACGCAGCGCAGCUCAAGGCCUUGCAGUUCCAAGACAUCUACCGACCUGUCGUCGUCCACGUCGAUGGCUGCAUCCAAUGCGCAAUGCGGCUAGGUUUAGCGGACAGAGUGGGCGUCGUGAUCUCUUAG